AACAAGUCGUAGGGGACGCGAGACGAGAAAGAAGCAGCCACCAUGCAAGCGGCCUUGGACGAGGACGACGGAAUCCGACCCCAGCGGCUGCACGAACUGACGUGCGACCUGAACCGGCCACGCGUGGUCAUCGUGGCCGUGGUGAUGGCGAGCUUUCUCAUUUCUGGCUUCAUCGCCCUCGGACCGACGCGCGUAGCGUACGUGAAGGCGCACCCGGCCUGCAAGUCGGCCGAGUGCACCUCCAUGGCGCAGGCCAUCUCGUCGAGCGUGAACAACCGUAUCGCACCGUGCCAGAACUUUUAUCGGUUCGUCUGCGACGGCUGGGUCAAGACGCACCCGGCGCGCGAGGGCGAGCUGCGACGCCUCGUGCUCCGCGAGCUCGCGGACGAAGUGGCCGCGGCCCAGAAGAAGGCGCUCAUCUCGACCCAGGUUCCAGCUCGCGGUCAGGACGCCUUUCAGCGACUCGCCUAUGUCUACCAAUCGUGUGUGCGUGUGGAGAAGAACGAUCCGGACGGAAUUCGAGUGCUCAAGGAGUUCUUCAGUUUCGUCGGUCUCGAAUGGCCGCAGGUGACGCGAACUCGCUCGCUGGACUCCCUCCUGACGAUGGUGAAGUUGUCUCUGCAGUGGGACAUUCCGACGCUCAUCUACGUCACCGUCAAACCGAGCCCGCACGAUCGCUCGAGGCUCCUCAUAACCGUCGACCGCGGCACCAUACUCGACAAGGGACAGGCGAUGGCGCGAAAGGCCGCCGUCCGCAAGAUAGCCUCACUCGCCAGCGAGAUCCUGAGCGAACCGGGACAGGCCGAAAAAAUCGAAUCGGCCGUGUUGCUCUGCGAAAAGUACCUCCGCGACCAGGCCAACAACGUGCGCAAGACUGCCCGCAAGCGGAACCUCGAGUUCAGGCGGGUGCUGAGUUUCAGAGAGUUGGAGGCCAUGACGUUCGUGGACGAAGGCAGCCUCUGGCUGGACGCCGUCAACGCGCAGCUUUCUGCAGGACAUCGGCUGUCUCCAAACGAGCCGCUCAUCCUGGAGCACGCCGAUCACGUGGUUGCAACAGCCAGGCUCAUUCGGAAGCCAGAACUGGCCCAAAGUCUUUUGUACUACCUCGGCUGGCUCCUGCUGCAGCAACUGGGUCCGAAAGCGGCGCUUUCCAUACGCAAGGCCCAGUUCCUGUUGGACCGACAGGUGCAGACCACGCAGGACAACGUGGCCCCGGCCGAACUAAACCUGUGGCGCGUAUGCAUGCGCGAGACGGAAGAACUGAUGCCCACGGCGUUCAGUGCCCUCUACGUGCAGCAGCACGGCGGGGCGGCGGACAAGCCCAAGUUCGACGUGAAGGCCAUCGUCGACCACGUGCUGUGGGUGACCACGGAGACCGUGCGCCGGGUGCGCUGGAUGGACGAGCGUAGCAAGUCCAAGGCGCUCACCAAGCUCAAGAAGAUGCGCGGUCUCAUCGCAUUCCCGCAGUGGAUGCGCAACAACACCCUGGCGCGUGGCCUCGACUCGGAGCUGCCGGACCUCAGCGAGCACUACCUGGCCACCUGGCUGCGCGUGAAGGAGUCCAAAAGCUCCAAGCUGCGCCGGGGACUUCGGGAGCGCCACCAGGAUGACCAGACGUACCACUAUCGAGUGUCGCAGGUGGGCGUCCGCUACUAUCCGGAUGAAAACCGGCUCAUUGUUCACCCCGCGGUGCUGACCGUGCCACUGUACGCCUACGGAGGCCCCGUGGCACUCAACUACGGCGCCUUGGGAACCAUGAUCGCGCGUCAGGUGCUCGGUGCUUUCGACAGCGACGGCUGCAACUACGAUGAAUCCGGCAACGAGGACCACUGGUGUUCCUCCGAGUUCCGCGAGGAGCUGCAACGGGGAAUGUCCUGCUACAACGAACAGUGGGAGACUUCGAGCGCCCGCGUGCCGGGCAUGGCGGCCCACAACGACACCUGGAGCCGCUACCAGCUGGCCGCGGACACCGAAGGCCUGAGGGCCAGUCUGCGCGCCUACCGGCUUCUCGUGAAGAACCUCGGCGGCGACCGCUACGACGAGGCCCUGGCCGGCCUCUCGUACACGCCGGAGCAGCUGUUCUUCCUCAACCGGGGACUACUGUACUGCGCCAACCUCAACCUGAGGCUGCUGCGUGAGAACGGACGAGAGGACAUGCUCGCCGCGCACGAGUACCGCUGCAACGUGCCGCUGAUCAACUUGCCGGACUUCUCGAAAGCGUUCCACUGCAAGCCGGGAGACCUGAUGUACGCGAGGAGAAUGUGCGCCAUAUGGUAGAAGAAAUAAAAGAGGGCUUCUUAUAA
This is a messenger RNA of Rhipicephalus sanguineus (brown dog tick), 2303 nucleotides long. Its product is annotated as neprilysin-1. The coding region runs from base 43 to 2277 and encodes 744 amino acids. Lineage: Eukaryota; Metazoa; Arthropoda; Arachnida; Ixodida; Ixodidae. The transcript is spliced from 3 exons. Gene Ontology annotation, cellular component: plasma membrane. The record is from RefSeq and is a predicted model, not a curated record. Gene Ontology annotation, molecular function: metalloendopeptidase activity. Gene Ontology annotation, biological process: protein processing.